GGAUCAUUACAUGAUAUUACAUACUGGGAUUAUGACAGAAUGACGAUAACCCAGAGGUAAGUCACAGAUGAGAAUCUAUACUGUUCCGCCCAAGAGAAGAAAAGCUCUGACAGAGACUGAAAGAGUCCUCAAAAGAGGAACAGGUCGGCUCUUUUGAAUUCAGCAGUUGGAUGUAAAUACUGGGUUUAUGAAUGUCCAGUAUUCAACGACUCAAGAAAUACAUAUACUAUGUGUCACUUUUCUAAAGAUUCAAAUAUGUAUCAUAGGACUGAAGAAAUAUAUAUAUAAAGACACGAGACAUAUAUGGACUCAAGAAGAUAUUCUGACUACACAAGACAUAUAUGGACUCAAGAAGAUAUUCUGACUACAGAGACAUAUAUGGACUCAAGAAGAUAUUCUGACUACACAAGAAAUAUAUGGACUCAAGAAGAUAUUCUGACUACACAAGAAAUAUAUGGACUCAAGAAGAUAUUCUGACUACACGAGACAUAUAUGGACUCAAGAAGAUAUUCUGACUACACAAGAAAUAUAUGGACUCAAGAAGAUAUUCUGACUACACAAGAAAUAUAUGGACUCAAGAAGAUAUUCUGACUACACAAGAAAUAUAUGGACUCAAGAAGAUAUUCUGACUACACUAGAAAUAUAUGGACUCAAGAAGAUAUUCUGACUACAGUGUGUCCGUUUGAUGUGUCUGAACAGGGGAUCAGUCCGAGCUUCUCUACACACACGUGAUCCAGAGAGCAUUUCAGCCACGAGGGACGGCUGCGUUCUGACCUGUUUUCUUUGUGACAUACCGUGAGUCGCCGACACAUAAAUAGAGGCCCAGAAAAUACCCAGAGUCCCUAGCGUCCCGGCAGAAACAGCAGAGCGGGAAGCAACCACGCACACUCACGCACAAACACACCUGGUUCAUGAGUCGAUACAUUCAAGACUUGCUUUGUGUCGUGACGUUUUCCACUUCAUCCUACUCCAGUAUAGGACAGACACCCCCUUAACCCACAAACUCUCACCUCUGACCUCUAACCCUUGACCUCUGACCCCUGAUCUCUGAACCCUGACUCCUGACUAUGAGCCCUCAGGGGGGUCAGUACCUCAACAAGGCAGCGGUCUUCUCCUCGCUUGGCGCCGCCCGCCUCUCCCAGCUGGCCCUGGGCUGCUCAGUGGUUGCCAUGGUGAGCCACAGUGCGGGCUACAGCGGCGGGUCGUACGGCGUGUUCUGCAUGGCGGUGUGGUGCGCGUGCUUCGGCAUGACGACGGUGGUGUUCUUCCUGGACGCCACCCGUCUCCACGCCUGUCUGCCCGUCUCCUGGGAUAACCUGACGGUAGCAUUCGCCGCCCUGGCGACCCUCAUGUAUGUGACAGCCUCGGUGGUUUACCCAGUCUACUUUGUCAGAGCAGAGUGUCCCUACGGAGGCUGUGAGGUCCGGAACUUCCGCAUCGCCGUCACUGUCUGCUCCAUCGCCGGCUCCCUGGCCUACGGCGCCGAGGUGAUCCUCUCGCGGGCCAAACCAGGCCGGGUCGUGGGCUACAUGGCAACCGUCUCCGGCCUCCUCAAGGUCGUCCAGGGCUUCGUGGCGUGCAUUAUCUUCGGAGCGCUGGCGAACGGGACCGAGUAUUCUCGUCACGUAGCGACGAUUUACUGCGUGGUCGUCUACGCCGUCUGCUUCGCCAUGACGACCGUCGUGGUUAUAUUGACCGUGUCCGGUCGCACCGGGUGUCUGAAGUUACCGUUCGACCGGUUUGUUGUGGUUUACACGCUCUUGGCGGUUCUUCUCUACCUCAGCGCCUCCGUCGUCUGGCCCGUGUUCUGCUUCGACAGGAAGUACGGAUCGCCAGAGCGCCCGUCGUCAUGCCCGCGGGGCCGGUGUCCGUGGGAUAGUAAGGUGGUCGUUGCAGUGUUUAGCUUCGUCAACCUGGCGCUGUACGUCGCCGACCUGGUGUACUCACAACGGAUACGUUUCGUAACCCAGCAACCACGGGUGUAGAGCAGAAUGGGACGGAACAGAACAGAAUGGGAUACAACGUUAUUGUACAGCCAGAAGUGAACAUUCACACAAAGACAAUAUGCCUCAACCACUGGUGAGGUGUAGAAUAGGAGGAGGAGUAACUACUGAGUCAGAGAGAAAGGGGCGUCGACUAUUCAUCAAUCAAUCAAAUGUAUUUAUAAAGCCAUUUCUACAUCAGCUGAUGUCACAACGUGUUUAUACAGAAACUCAGCCUAAAACCCCAAACAGCAAGAUGCAGAUGUAGAAGCACGGUGGCUAGG
Messenger RNA from Oncorhynchus gorbuscha (pink salmon), 2266 nucleotides. RefSeq names its product myeloid-associated differentiation marker-like protein 2. NCBI's taxonomy places the organism in Eukaryota, Metazoa, Chordata, Actinopteri, Salmoniformes, Salmonidae. Gene Ontology annotation, cellular component: membrane. The transcript has 2 exons. The coding region runs from base 1068 to 1985 and encodes 305 amino acids. The record is from RefSeq and is a predicted model, not a curated record.